Messenger RNA from Truncatella angustata, 1370 nucleotides. RefSeq lists its product as uncharacterized. The record is from RefSeq and is a predicted model, not a curated record. Lineage: Eukaryota; Fungi; Ascomycota; Sordariomycetes; Amphisphaeriales; Sporocadaceae. The transcript is spliced from 2 exons. Bases 338 to 1315 code for a protein of 325 amino acids.
UGAGAGCUAACCUCAGCUUCCACGCCUCAUUGGCUUAGCGAGUGUUUGGUGCAAAGUAUAAUACCAAAAUGAUGUAGUGCUUGCUUCGCAAUGCCAGGGGCCAUAGCGCUAGACCUUGACAACUCGUCAGCUCAUAUUUCUUGGGUUUCAACGUGGAUUCGCAAGCAACCCAGUCUUGCCAGCUGAUAAUAAGCUUGGGAACCCAAAGUUCUCAUCCAGCCUUCCUCCGUCUUUUCAACCUUUCCGACUGCCAAUUGUUGGCAUCUCGACACAAUGUCAACCGUUCAAUGAUCCUUAUCAAUUGCUUUUUGGCGAUCGGAAUCCACCAUUGCCCAAGAUGACGGGCGAAACGGGGCCAAUUGUCAACGUGGUGUCGCUACCUGUGGCUAUGGUCAUCGGAGGAUUUUUCGCACUGGCCUGCUACAACUGUAUUGAGAUCUACGGCUUCAUCUACUACACGUUCAAACGAAAGCAGGGACUCUACUUCUGGAGUAUGCUGAUGGCCAAUUCCGGGAUAUGGAUACAUGCAUUAGCUGUUCUACUGCGGUUCUUCAGUUUGGCACCAAAUCUGCCAAUGUCCGUCGUAAUCUGUCUCGGGUGGUUUCUCAUGGUCACCGGCCAGGCAUUUGUGCUGUACAGCAGGCUGCAUCUCGUUGUUGGCGACCCAAGGAAGAUACGAUGGGUACUCAUCAUGAUCGUCACAAUGUUUCUUGUGGUACAGAUCCCUACAGCUUUGCUGUUCAUCACGACCAAUUCGAACAUACCCACUCAACCUCUCUCUGAGAGGAUCUUCAUGGUUUAUGAAAAUAUCCAAAUCGCAGCAUUCACCCUACAGGAGACUAUCAUCUCGGGGCUUUAUGUGUACGAAGCUUCAGUUGGUUUGAAGUUGAUGGAUGUAAUCAAAGGCCCACGGGUGCGAGCUAUAAACAGAGAGUUGAUUGGGUUGUUCGUAUUGGUCGUCACACUCGAUAUUACGCUCAUGAUUACGGAAUAUACCGGCAACUUCCAAAUUCAAACAACAUACAAGCCUGUGGUCUACAGCAUCAAAUUGAAGGUAGAAGCGCUGGUCCUUAACAACCUUCUGUCAUUAGUUCAAUCGAGUACAUGUUCAUGCUGGGACUCUGUGGAGCGGCAGUACUCGCUUUCCGAACGGCGUCUCACCGAAUCUACGGUAAAUACGGGUCUUAGAGUCCCGCGCGCUGUUGAAACAAAUUCGUCGAUCAGGUCGACCUCGGAGGCGGCAGCUUGGAUGGACAACUGGGGCGGUAUAUACGAUGGGAGACCACGCUUCCCGAAGAAAAAGUCCAAAGAUUAGUAGCCAGACGUUCAACCAAAUUUAAGCGUCUUACAUUCAUUUCACAUCAUAGCUG